UGAAUGUGAACAGAGCCUUCGUUUCUUCUUCUUCUUUUUGUUCGUCUGACCGCAGUCAACAUCACGUGACCCAGGAGCAUGGCCUUCCAGCGGCUCUCGCAGGCACGCGGCAAAGGCAGACCUUCUUCGCCUCGGUUUGGACUGUUUCAGUAUCGGCGGGAAAGAGCGGCGUCUGCUGUCUUCCACGCGCGAGCCUUCCACCACUCUGCCGCAUCAGCCAAUGACGCACACACGAAGCCUUCACCGCCAUCGCCGAAGCCACGACGCCUGCCUGAGAACCCCUCUCUCCCGUCGCCCAAUCUGCUCCUUCUCCUUGGGGAAGCCCGUCCUGCCGUACGCUAUACCGUGUAUGCUGGCCUCGUGCUGGUGGCAGUCGUCGAGGCCACAUUCUGGGCCAAUGUGCUGCGAGCCAACUUCUUCCCUCAAGCAUCAGAAGCAGACCGCCAGCGCGACGACGAACUACUAGACCGCCCCAAGAGCGCCAUCACAGGCUACCGAAAAGUGUGGCUGAGCAACUACCAGAGAUACUAUGCAGCCGAUAUCUGGGGGCUGGGCUACGGAGGGCUGGACAGUCUAGAAGACGAUAGCACUUGA
Molecule: messenger RNA, 594 nt
Organism: Exserohilum turcica Et28A
Lineage: Eukaryota; Fungi; Ascomycota; Dothideomycetes; Pleosporales; Pleosporaceae
Exons: 1
Coding region: 79-594 (171 amino acids)
Source: RefSeq, a predicted model, not a curated record